UCAUGCGCUUCAGCAAAUGUUGUAUUUCUUUUGGUUGACAUAGUUUUGCAAUUUAUUCAGUAAUUUGUUUGCUAAUGCUAAUGCUCGAUAAUAGUAUUCUAUCCCGUGUCAAUUUAAAGUAGCGUGAACCCUGAAUAUUUUUGUAAAGUAGACGCGUGUUCGAGUGUGCUUGAAUAAUGAAUACAUGGGCAGCGCUGUAUGUUUGUAAUUAAUUUUCGCACGCCCACUGCACAGGUUGGGCUGGUGUUUGUUGUGAUGAUUAAUGCCCGAGAUUGAGUGAUAAUAUAUUCGUUUCCUCUAUUUAUCGACAAUGUCACUGCAAAAAAGUGAGAAAAGUUUGAGGAGCGCAGGAGGCGAAAGAGGUGACCAGGAUAACGCGUCAAUAUGUUCGUCUGUGACCACGCAACCGGACAGACAUGGGUUUUUAGGAGGAGCUCAAUAUAGUCCAGAACCUAAGAGGACUUUAUCACCGAGUACGAUAUUGAAGAGGGAGCAGAAAUGGCUGCGCAUGCUUAACAACUGGGAGGCUUUCAUGAGCAAAAACUACAAGAAAGUUCGCGAGAGGUGCAGGAAAGGCAUCCCAGCGUCCGUGCGGCCGAAGGCGUGGCUGUACCUGUGCGGGGGUCAGCUGCUGCUGGAGAAGCACCCUGACGAGUACGAGGAGCUGCUGAAAGCCCCCGGAGACCCUAAAUGCAUGGAGGACAUUAGAAAGGACCUCCACAGACAGUUCCCCUACCACGAGAUGUUUAUACGCGAGGAGGGACUCGGUCAACAAGAGCUGUUUUGCGUGCUCAAAGCCUACUCGGUACUCAACCCGAAAGUUGGGUACUUCCAAGCGCAGGCGCCUGUCGCCGCUUUCCUGUUGAUGCACAUGCCUGCGGUGCAGGCCUUCUGGUGUCUCGUCAGCAUCAGCGACAAGUACCUCAGCGGGUACUACAAUCCUGGACUCGAGGUGCUCCAGCGCGACGGCGACAUCCUCCACGCGUUACUCCGUCGCACGGCGCCGGCGGUGCAGCGCCACCUGGCGAAGCACCGCGUGGAGCCUGUGCUGUACGCGACCGAGUGGUUCCUGUGCGCGCUGACCCGCACCCUGCCCUGGGACAGCCUGCUGCGGGUGUGGGACUGCUUCCUGUGCGAGGGGGUCAAGGUGCUAUUCAAAGCGUCUCUCGUGAUCCUGGCGGGCGCGCUCGGGUCGGCGAAGGUGAGGAAGCGGGCGAGCGGGCUGUGCGAGACGCUGGAGCUGCUGCGCCACCCCCCGGACCACGUGCUGGCGGAGGAGUACCUGGUGUACCACAUGCACCGUCUGCCGCUCACCGAGGAGGACUUCGAGUUUGAACACCAGCGCCAGACCGCGAGACGACGAGCUAUGCCUGCGAGGAGUGGCAGCUGAUUCAGCGACUGCUCCUACAAGCGUUAUUCCAAGAAUAACGCUAGGGACAUCUUCCACACUUUGUAAAGUGACAGAACGAAAACAGACUCGAAACGACAGUGAUACGAACCACAUAUAGUGACUAGUGAUACAAAGUGCAAUUGCG
Messenger RNA from Aricia agestis (brown argus), 1535 nucleotides. RefSeq names its product TBC1 domain family member whacked (gene wkd). The record is from RefSeq and is a predicted model, not a curated record. Lineage: Eukaryota; Metazoa; Arthropoda; Insecta; Lepidoptera; Lycaenidae. The transcript is spliced from 7 exons. Bases 311 to 1390 code for a protein of 359 amino acids.